Messenger RNA from Momordica charantia (bitter melon), 5215 nucleotides. RefSeq names its product myosin-like protein XIF (gene XIF). The record is from RefSeq and is a predicted model, not a curated record. Gene Ontology annotation, biological process: actin filament organization. Gene Ontology annotation, molecular function: microfilament motor activity; actin filament binding; ATP binding. Lineage: Eukaryota; Viridiplantae; Streptophyta; Magnoliopsida; Cucurbitales; Cucurbitaceae. Gene Ontology annotation, cellular component: actin cytoskeleton; myosin complex; cytoplasm.
GAGCAUUUUGGCUGUGCUUUUAAAUUCCCUUUUCUUCUAUUCUUUUCAAGUUCUUCAAUCCUUUAAACACACCAUCAUUUUUGGAUCUCCCUUUACUACACACACCAUUCCCAUUCAUUCAACUCAGAUUCCUCUGUUUCUGUCAAAAACACUCCAUUGUUUCUGUUCCCAAAUUUGAUGAUCAAAUAGAGACAUAUAUCUGAAUCAACCAUGGGGACUCCGGUGAAUAUCAUUGUCGGAUCACAUGUUUGGGUUGGGGAUCCUGAGGAUGCUUGGGUUGAUGGUCAAGUUACAGAAAUUAAUGGCAAAAAUGCCACCAUAAUCACCACCAAUGAAAAAACUAUUGUUGCAGAAAUUUCGAGCAUAUAUCCGAAAGACACGGAGGCGCCGCCGGCUGGGGUUGACGACAUGACGAAAUUGGCGUACCUCCAUGAACCGGGAGUUCUGCACAAUCUAGCUUGUCGGUUUUCUCUCAAUGAGAUAUAUACUUACACCGGGAACAUUCUAAUAGCGGUAAAUCCUUUCCGGAGACUGCCUCAUUUGUAUGAUAUUCACAUGAUGGAACAGUACAAAGGAGCUGCUUUCGGCGAGCUUAGUCCACAUCUUUUCGCUGUUGCAGAUGCUUGCUACAGAUCAAUGAUCAAUGAGCAAGGAAGUCAAUCCAUUUUAGUGAGUGGAGAGAGUGGUGCUGGUAAAACUGAGACAACAAAGAUGCUUAUGAGAUACCUUGCAUUUAUGGGAGGCAGAUCAAAUACUGAAGGAAGAACAGUCGAGCAACAGGUUUUGGAGUCCAACCCUGUACUAGAAGCAUUUGGAAAUGCCAAAACUGUCAAAAACAACAACUCAAGUCGUUUUGGUAAAUUUGUAGAAAUCCAAUUUGAUAAGAACUGGAAGAUCUCCGGAGCUGCCAUUCGAACAUACCUUCUUGAACGGUCAAGAGUUUGCCAAGUCUCAGAUCCUGAGAGGAACUACCAUUGUUUUUAUAUGCUCUGCGCUGCACCACCAGAAGAUGUCAAGAAAUACAAGUUAGGAGACCCAAGGUCAUUCCAUUACCUUAACCAAACAAAUUGUUAUGAAGUUGCGAAUGUUGAUGAUUCAAGAGAGUACUUGGAGACAAGAAAUGCCAUGGAUGUUGUAGGAAUCAGCCAGGAUGAACAGGAUGCUAUAUUUCGUGUUGUAGCUGCAAUACUGCAUCUUGGAAACAUUGACUUCAUGAAAGGGAAGGAAGUUGACUCCUCCAAAGUGAAAGAUGAGAAAUCAAAUUAUCAUCUUCAAACAGCAGCAGAGCUACUCAUGUGUGAUGUAAAGGCACUGGAAGAUUCCCUCUGCCAGCGUGUCAUAGUGACACCUGAUGGAAACAUUACUAAGCCCCUGGACCCAGAUUCAGCAGUCUUGAGUCGUGAUGCAUUGGCAAAAACUGUAUAUUCUAGGCUGUUUGAUUGGAUUGUGGACAAAAUUAAUAGUUCAAUUGGCCAAGAUCCUAAUGCAGCGAGCUUAAUUGGUGUCCUCGAUAUUUAUGGAUUUGAAAGCUUCAAGAUCAACAGUUUUGAGCAGCUCUGUAUCAACCUGACCAAUGAGAAGCUGCAGCAGCAUUUUAAUCAGCAUGUUUUUAAAAUGGAGCAAGAGGAGUACACGAAGGAAGAAAUAAACUGGAGCUAUGUUGAGUUUGUAGAUAAUCAGGACGUCCUUGAUCUUAUCGAGAAGAAACCUGGAGGUAUAAUUGCCCUGCUUGAUGAAGCCUGUAUGUUCCCGAAGUCCACGCAUGAAACAUUUGCUCAAAAGAUGUAUCAGACAUACAAAGCGCAUAAGCGGUUCAGCAAGCCAAAACUUGCUCGAACAGAUUUCACAAUAAACCAUUAUGCUGGAGAUGUUACAUACCAAGCAGAUCAAUUUCUAGAUAAAAACAAGGACUAUGUUGUAGCAGAACAUCAGGCUCUUCUGAAUGCCUCACAAUGCUCUUUUGUUGCCAAUCUUUUCCCUCCACUUCCUGAGGAGAGCUCAAAGCAAUCCAAGUUUUCCUCUAUUGGUACUCGGUUCAAGCAACAACUACAAGCUCUCAUGGAAACAUUGAAUACCACAGAACCACAUUAUAUUAGAUGUGUAAAACCCAACACAGUCUUGAAACCUGGAAUCUUUGAGAACUUCAAUGUGUUGAACCAAUUGAGGUGUGGGGGAGUGCUCGAGGCGAUUAGAAUAAGCUGUGCAGGAUAUCCAACAAAAAGAACAUUUGAUGAGUUCCUUGAUCGUUUUGGAAUGCUUGCUCCAGAUAUUUUGGAUGGAUCUGAUGAAAAAUCACCCUGCAUUGCAAUAUGCGACAGAAUGGGCUUAAAGGGUUAUCAGAUUGGAAAAACGAAAGUGUUUCUUAGAGCUGGACAAAUGGCUGAGUUGGAUGCUCGACGAACUGAAAUAUUGGCCAAUGCUGUCAGACGCAUCCAACGGCAAAUCCGUACCCAUCUAACUAGAAAAGAGUUUAUCUCCUUGAGGAGAGCUACAAUUCAUCUGCAGAAACUUUGGAGAGCACAACUUGCUCGUCAGCUGUAUGAGCAGAUGAGGAGAGAAGCAGCUUCAAUCCGUAUACAGAAGCAUGCACGUGGUCACGCAGCUAGUAAAUCUUACAAAAAGUUACUUGCAUCUGCAAUAGUUAUUCAAACUGGUAUGCGAGCAAUGGCAGCAAGAAACGAAUAUAGACACAGAAGAAGAACAAAGGCAGCUAUCAUUGUUCAGACUGAAUGGCGAAGGGCAUCAGCUAUUUCAGCUUACAAACAGCAGCAGAAGGCAACUCUUUCUCUUCAAUGCCUCUGGCGUGCUAGAAUUGCAAGAAAGGAGCUUAAAAAAUUAAAGAUGGCUGCAAGAGAAACAGGGGCACUGAAGGAGGCUAAGGACAAAUUGGAGAAGCGCGUCGAGGAGCUAACAUGGCGCCUAGAAUUUGAGAAGCACUUGAGGAUGGAUGUUGAAGAAGCCAAGGGGCAAGAGGUUGCAAAGUUACAAAGUGCUUUGGAAGAAAUGCAAGGGCAGCUUGAUGAAGCCAAUGCUGCAAUCAUACGCGAGAGAGAAGCGGCAAAGUUGGCCAUAGAACAAGCUCCACCAGUCAUUAAGGAAGUACCUGUGGUUGAUGAGACCAAGCUAAAAUUACUGAGCAAUCACAAUGAAGAACUUGAGGUUGAGGUUGGAGAGCUGAAGAAGAAAAUUGAGGAAUUUGAAGAAAAGUUUGCUGAAGUGGAAAAUGAGAGUAAAGCAAGACUCAAGGAGGCAGAAGAAGCUCAAUUGAAAGCAAUGCAACUUCAAGAGACUAUUGAGAGAUUGGAAUUAAAUUUGUCUAGCCUCGAGUCUGAGAACCAAGUUCUACGCCAGCAGGCUUUGGUUGCAGCAGACAAUGAAUCCCUCUCUGAAGAACUGCAAACCCUCAAGAGUAAAAUUGGAAGUUUAGAGGCAGAGAAUGAAGUUCUCCGGAACCGGCCAGUUGCUGUUGAGCAUAUGGCUACUCCUGCAGUGAGGCCUGCAGAAAGCACGACGUUAGAUAAUGGGCACCUAGUGGAAGAAGAGAUUAAACCAACCAAGGAACCAUCUAUUGUUCCUGUUCUAGCUAAACAAGGCUCGCUCACAGAAAAGCAACAGGAAAAUCAUGAUGUCCUGCUCAAGUGUCUGGCAGAAGACAAACGUUUUGACAAAGGCAGACCAGUUGCAGCUUGUAUCGUCUACAAGACACUGCUUCAAUGGCGAUCUUUUGAGGCAGAAAAGACAAAUUUAUUUGACAGAAUUAUUCACACAAUCAGAUCUUCUAUAGAGAAUCAAGAAAAUAUCAGUGACCUUGCAUAUUGGCUUUCAACCACCUCUACCCUUCUCUAUCUUCUUCAAAGUUCACUCAAGGCAACUAAUACAAGUACUACAGCUUCACACCGGAACCGAACUUCCCCUGCAUCCUUAUUUGGUCGUAUGGCAUAUGGUCUUCGAUCAGCUUCGGUGGGUAUGGGAAUUUCCAGUGGAUACAGUGGAAUGGUGGGAAAGACAAACAAUCAAUCUAAAGUUGAAGCCAAAUACCCAGCCCUGCUUUUUAAGCAACAUCUGGCAGCUUGCAUUGAAAAGUUGUUUGGGAUGAUACGCGAUAAUUUGAAGAAAGAAAUUAGCCCUUUCUUGCAUCUAUGCAUACAGGCACCGAGAUCAGUGAGGGCCAGAUCAAUAAGAGGGUCAUCUAAAAAUAUCCAUUCAAAUAUUGUUGCAAAACAGCAAGCAUCAAGUAUUCACUGGCAAAGCAUUGUUAAUAAGCUAGAUCAGACCUUGGAUAUAAUGUCUGAAAACCAUGUUCCCUCCAUGAUCAUGAGAAAAAUCUUCUUACAGGUUUUCUCAUUCAUAAAUGUCCAGCUCUUCAAUAGCUUGUUACUGCGACGUGAGUGCUGUUCCUUCAGUAAUGGAGAGUACUUAAAGUUAGGACUGCAGGAGUUGGAGCAAUGGUGUAACAAAGCUACUGAUACAUACUCUGGUUCUUCGUGGGAUGAACUUCAACACAUAAGACAAGCAGUAGGAUUUCUGGUGUUACAUCAGAAGUCCCAGAAAAGUUUGAAUGAGAUCACAGACGAAUUGUGCCCGAUACUGAGCAUCCCACAAAUCUAUCGCAUCGGAACGAUGUUCUGGGACGACAAAUAUGGAACUCAGGGACUAUCACCUGAUCUAAUUGGAAGAAUGAGAGUCCUAUUGGCAGAAGACUCAAUCAACAUCCCAAACAACUCUUUUCUCCUUGAUGUGGAUUCAAGCAUACCAUUUUCAAUAGAAGAAAUAUUCCGGUCCUUUGGCGAGGUUAAUCUGUCCGAUGUCGACCCGCCACCGAUUAUAAGACAGAGAUCAGAUUUCCAUUUUCUACUGCAGCAACUGACUGAAUGAUGAUACUGCAAAACUUCUCUUCUACUUGCCACAAAUUGGAAAGUUGAAGAAAUAUUUUCUGUUUGAUUGGUUUCCCGCAUUGAAUUUUCCCCCUCUUGGUUUUUUUGGGGCGGGAGAGAGUGUUUUCGCGUUAAUUCUUUAUUCGUUUGUUUUAUAUUUGUACAUUAUACGAGUGGUGUGUAUAUUUUUUUGUUUUUCUUGUUUUGGUUCCCAGAAAAAAAAAAGGGGGCAAUUUUGAGUGAGCUUUUUUGUAAGAGACAAAAAAGGGAUUACAUGAUUUUAUUUUUGGUUUCAUAUAUGGAUAAAAAUGAAAAGAAGUUGAAGAAUUGCUUGAAACACA